Portunus trituberculatus (swimming crab) is the source of this 2387-nucleotide messenger RNA. RefSeq names its product alpha-amylase-like. NCBI's taxonomy places the organism in Eukaryota, Metazoa, Arthropoda, Malacostraca, Decapoda, Portunidae. Gene Ontology annotation, molecular function: alpha-amylase activity; cation binding. Gene Ontology annotation, biological process: carbohydrate metabolic process. The record is from RefSeq and is a predicted model, not a curated record.
AACUUCUACUCCUUCGUCAGGCAGGUGUUGGCGGUGGUAGUGGCGGCGGUGGUGGUGGUGGCGGGCAGCGUGCAGGGUUACGACACUCCCCACUGCGACGGACGCCAGACUAUCGUACAUCUGUUUGAGUGGAAGUGGACGGACAUCGCUGCAGAGUGUGAGAGGUUCCUGGGCCCUAAUGGCUUCUGUGGUGUCCAGGUGUCCCCGCCCAAUGAACACGUGGUGGUGGGCGAGAAUGGGUUCCCGUGGUGGCAGAGGUACCAGCCGGUGUCCUACAAGCUGGAGUCUCGCUCAGGAAACAGGGAAGAGUUUAUUGACAUGACGAAGAGAUGUAACGCCGUGGGAGUGAGGAUCAUCGUGGACGCCGUCGUGAACCACAUGUCAGGGCUGGGUCGGGCCGGUCAGGGGUCAGGCGGUUCUUCCUUCAAUGCUGACAAUCUGGACUUCCCUGGCGUGCCUUACUCCAACACUGACUUCACUCCGAAAGACCUGUGCCCCUCCAGCAACGGGCAGAUUAACGACUACAGUAACGUGAAUGAGGUGCGGAACUGCUACCUGGUUGGACUGACUGACUUGUACGGGACCAACGACUACGUGAGACAAAUGGUGUCCAAUUACUUCAACGAUCUCAUUGAUAUUGGUGUGAUGGGAUUCAGAGUCGAUGCUGCCAAACACAUGUGGCCUGGUGACCUGGAGGCGAUACAGGGAAUGACACACGACUUGAGCACAGAGGCAGGCUUUCCCAGCGGCGCCCGGCCCUUCUUCUUCCACGAGGUGAUCGACCAGGGAGGAGAGCCCAUCACUGUUAACGAGUACUUUGGUGUGGGACGCACCACGGAGUUCAGGUUUUGCAAGAAGGUGGCAUGGGGCAUCAACGCCUUCGAUCAGCUGGGCGGCGUGUACGACCCUGGCUGGGGGAUGGCGCCCCCUGAGAAGGCUGUGGUGUUUGUGGAUAAUCAUGACAAUCAGAGAGGUCACGGCGGCGCUGGAGACGUACUGACACACAAGACGCCAAAGGAGUAUACCAUGGGCGUCUCCUUCACCCUCGCCCACUCCUACGGGUUCGCGCGGAUCAUGAGCAGCUACUACUUCGACAACACAGACCAGGGGCCGCCGGGAAGCAACAACGGGGGUAACACUGACUCUGUGACGAUUAACGGGGACGGCAGCUGCGGCGGUGGCUGGGUUUGUGAGCACCGGUGGAACGCUAUUACGAAGAUGGUGCGCUUCCGUAACGCCGUGGCAGGGACAGAGAUGACCAACUGGUACCAGGAGGGCGAUAACGUGGCUUUCUCCAGGGGGAAUAAGGGUUUCUUCGCUAUGUCCAAGUGGGGAUCGUUUGACAAGACGCUGCAAACUGGCUUGCCCGCUGGGACGUACUGUGAACUGAUCAGCGGCUGCGCAAACAAGGUGACGGUGAACGGUGACGGCACUGCACACAUCACCAUUAACAACAGUGAAGAGCCUAUCUUUGCUAUCUGCGUGGGCUGUGACACUGAUGGACCGACGGUGGAGCCUGGCCACACCACCACGCCGGGCCCCACCAAGCCUCCAGUGACGGGGCAAGCCAGAACUGUCAUCUUCGUGCAUAAACAAACUAGUGUUGGGCAAGAUAUGUUCCUUAGAGGCGGUAUUGACUCAGCCCACAGACCAGGCUGCACAGAAAACGCGGAAACAGACGCAUGCGCAAUCGACAUCACCACAAACAGCUUGGGCUCUAGCGAACAUUACAGCAAGUACGAGGCGUGGCGAGCAGGAGACACGAAGCUUGACUGGUACGGCGCGCAGCAAGGUCAGGGCAGCUACGAGGGCCAGGCCGCCUCAGGAACCCCCAUGGCCUGGACCACUAACAAACCAGGCGCCAAUGGGUACCAGGAACUGAAUACGUACGGAGAGCAUUACUGGAUGGUUGACUUAAUGAUGGACUGUGAUGAGACUGAGGAAGGCUGGUUUGACGCGAAGGCCUAUCUCACCAACGGGGCAGGCUGGGAAGGAGAUGUAACCCAGGUGUCAUCGUGCACAGGUGACGGGGGCAGCAAACCUUACACCAGCGGGAACCAUAUGGGCAGGUGUGGCUUCAUUAACGUGUUUGACUUCUCUGCUAACUCCUGCACCAUCAAGAGCUUCCCGUAACGCCUGUGUCACCUUCUUCCAGUCUCCUAUACCUUUUGAGGGAAGCCCCGGUACCGUCAGCUCGUAGGGUUGUGUGCUGAAGGUGAAUUGUCCUUGAACCGUGACUGUGGGAAUACUGGAGGAGUGGAUAUUUUAACCCCUUCAGUACUGGGACGCAUUUUUACCUUGAGAUUUGUGUGUGAUUUGGCCAUUUUGUUGAUAUUAGGAAAGGUCUAUGGAGGUCAGAAGGUUAAUGGCCACAGUCUUCACUAUUU